This is a messenger RNA of Linum trigynum, 2546 nucleotides long. The record is from the annotation of a GenBank genome assembly. NCBI's taxonomy places the organism in Eukaryota, Viridiplantae, Streptophyta, Magnoliopsida, Malpighiales, Linaceae.
UUAGUGCAAAUCAAUAAUAUUUGUGAAGUGUUUUUAUUGGCAAUUAAAAGUAAGCUUAAUCAUCGUAAUCAUUUAAUUAAGCUUAUAUUUAUUAUGCUUUACAUUUAAGUGAGUUGAAAGGUUUAGAUUGACAAAUCAUCUAUGAUACUACAUUACUACUAGAUUCUCGUUAGCAAAAUUAAAAUGUCUUGUGUUUAUGGCAUGGUCCAUGAAACCGUACCGUACUGGUGGUUCAAUCACAAAAUAUCAGUAUCGAAGGCUAAAUCGGUAGGGGAUAUUUAACAAUAUGAACGGUUAAACUACGGUUAAACCACGAUUUUAUAAUAAAAUACCCUACCACUGACUUUUCUGGUACGGUUUCAUGGACCAUGAUUUAUGGACGAGUCGAAGUUUAUCGACUCAUAAAAAAACUUCCAAAUCAAUUUUCUGAGUUUCCCAAAUAAAUUAUCUUAAUAAAAUCCCACCCAGUAUAUUUUGUUUUAACAACAAUAGUAACAAAAUCAUUUGGCGCUGUGACUCUCUCUCUCUCUCUCUCUCUCUCUCCACCUUCGCCUUCCAACUUCUUCUGAACUUUCGUUCUAUUUUCAAGAGAAGAACAAGAAAGGAAAGUUUCAGACUUUAACGAGGUAAACGAUGUUCUCUUCUUCCUUCCCACUUCCUGAAAUGAUCAUCUGAGGUUGCCGAGAAAGUUUCUAGUAGAGAAAGAUAGAAAAGGAAAAAGGACCGAGUAAAGUUGACUUGGAGUUCACUGCAAUCCUUCGUUUCCCUUUCCCUUUUUUUGGUGCCAGCUGAUAAAGCUUAGGUCCCGAUUCUCAUGGCUAGGCUAAGUUACUAGAUCCUUGGCCUGUGUUCUGUUGGUUUUUUUCUGGGGUUUUUUUUUCCAGGACGGCCAAUUUUGGUCUCUGUAGCUGUUUUAUGAUUCUGGGUCUUGUCGAUACUGGGAAUUCCCAAAUCUGUGUCUUUGAGUCUCAACCUUUAAAAGGGUUUUAAGUGGAAAUUGUGUAAAUUUUCUGGCUUUGGUUGCUCUAAUUGAUGAUAUCAAGCUGAAUUUUCCUUCAGGUUGCUUGGUUCUUCAAUGGAGGGCAAUUGGAGUGUGUGAGAGAGAGAAUUUAGGGCUUCCUUUGAGCAGUUAUCACAACGAUCUUCUGUGUUGAUUUCUAAAUGUUUAUGAUGAAAUUGCAGUUAGUUCUUGUCCCUUGAGUAGCAUUUUGACUUUUUCAGAGCAACUUAGUAGCUUGAAGUUUGAUGUUAUUUUUUUUCCUUCAUUUACGUAUCAAGCAGUAGCGGAAGAGCUUCAAGAGCAAUGGAGAAGACAGUCCGUUAUUGCUGUGUAUCGCGUGGUAAUCGAGCUCUAUACGUAUACACCAAAGAAGGCCAACAACAAGACAUCGAGGAGUUAGCCACAUUGUGUUUAGAAAAUCCUCCUUUGUACCACAAGUGGUACUUCGAGACUAUCGGCAAAAGAACAUUCGGGUUCUUGAUGGAAGACGGCUUCAUCUACUUCACAAUUGUUGAUGAAGGGCUAAGGAGUUCUGGCGUGCUUCGUUUUCUCGAACAUCUUAGAGACGAAUUCAAGAAGGUAACUCGAAAGGGCUCCCGAGGAAGCAGCUUCUCGGGGUUGAACUCGAUACUUCAAGAACAGCUAGUGCCGGUCAUUUCCCAGCUGAUCAAUUCUCUGGAGCACAGAUCUUACAAUGAAUGGAAUGCUGGUGCCAUCAGUGGUCUCUCUCCGUCAACAAGCCAGAUCGAGCUUACCAAGGCUCCAUUGUUGGGGAAACCAAGCAAGCAUGAGAAGAAGAAGUCAGCAAAGGAUCAUGUGAUUGCCAUGAGGGACAUUGACUCAAAUAAGGCUUGUGAGUCGACCACUCAAGAUACGAGUAGUCAAGGGGCUUCUGUGGGAAUUCCUCAAUCCUCAGCUCAAAAGGAUUUAGGAGGAUCGACAAUGAGGAUUAGGCCGAGCUCUCAGAACAUUCGGAAGAAAUGGUGGAGGCAAGUGAAGAUAGUCCUGGCCAUUGAUGUUGUUGUUUGCUUGGUGUUGUUUAUAAUCUGGUUAUCAAUCUGUGGAGGGCUCAGAUGCAUUCAUUGAUAUCAAUUGGUAGUAUAUAACCUUUUCGGUUUGAGAUUUUUUGUGGCUAGGAAAGCAUGUGUUAAAGAAAAGAUUUUUAUCUUAUGAGACGAAAAAGAUUGAGUGAAUUUUGUGAGGAUUUGGAGAUAGAGCAAGAAGGGCCUUGUCAGGCCAAGUUACCUAGUUCAUUGUACAGUUUUGCAAUGCUAGAGGCAGAUCUUUUGUCACUGUCUUGUUGUUUGUAGAUGCCAAUUCUUUAAGCAUUGGUUUCUGGGAGAAUUGUGAAACCCUUUUCUCUGUGAUUGGGGCGAAUGAAAAUUGAAUACCUUCCCAUAAGGUCUAACAAAUCCGUCGUUGAAGUCGAUUUUUAACAAAACAGUUAGCGAAGUUUAAAAUAAUUAACAUAUGAGUCGUUCUGUCAGCUCACUUUGCUCAUCCCUUGGCUUCAACAUUCAAAGUGCAAUACAAGAAUCCAAGAGGA